CGAUAUAAAUGACGAACAUAUGAACAAAGUUAUAAAAAACUGAAACACAAGCGCAUUUUACCAUAUCAAAUUACAAAAGAAAACAGUCGAAAUGCCGAGAUUACCUUCGUUCUGUGAGUUGUUUUUUGCUUUAAGUUACUUCUGUCAAUUGACUAAGACUUUGGAACCAGUAUGUUCACAGUGUGACUGUGAUAGGAAAUUAUUGGAAAAUAUGGUUGAAACGAAUCACAAAGUUAAAGAAAUGGAGAAAAAUUUCAGAAGGUCUGAAGAACACAUUCUUGCAAUAUUAGAAUAUCGUAGGGUGGAAAUGCAAAAUCUAUCAAAAGAUUUGAAGAACGUCAAAAGUGGCUUGGAGAAUAUUACAGAUGAAUUAGAAAGUCUAAGAGGUAGGGUUGACAAUGUGGAGCUUCCAAAAGUCGCAUUUAGCGCCUACAAUCCAGUAGACAAAAAUUUACAGACUAAAGAAACUUUUGUAUUACAGUCCGUUCUUAUCAAUGAAGGAAAUGGGUAUGACACUAAAACUGGAAUAUUCACUGCACCAAUUAAUGGUCUUUAUCACUUUACGGCGCAUCUGUGCAAUAAAGUUGAUUACGUCAUACAUUACGCAAUUGUCUUGAAUGAUGAAUGGAUUGCAAGAAGCCAGCAGUUUGAGGAAAAUGACGUUAAUCCUAACUAUGGCAGCUGCGGCACAGUCAGUGUUUAAACCAGGAUGAAACCUGGUGAUAAAGUCUGGAUUAUGUGUACUUCCGGUUCUUCUUCUGUUAUUCAAAUAUUUGAUGACGGAUAUCGACGGAAUUCGUUCUUGGGUGUUCUUCUUCAUAAAUGAUCCAUUACAAUUUCUUUUUUGUUCCUUUCGUAAAUUCCGUAUACAGUAUUUUGUUAUAUUUGCACCGAGCUGGACGCAUGACAUCUUUGAGGAUUUGAGAGAACAAACUGUGUGUCCUCUUUUUGAGAAGUUGACAGUUACUUACUGACUACCGUUGCAUAGCUGAAAUAUGUUUCAAUAAUGAUGUUGAACAAACAUAACAUUUCGAAAAGGUUUAGAUUCACACCUUAGUUGCAAAAAAUUGUCUUAUAGACACGCAAUUUGCAUAAAGGGAAAGACUAUUGGUUAACUCUAAAUACUUCUACUGUACCGAUUUUCUUCCGUGAGAACACAAUAUGAACUAACCAUUGAAUACAUUUGAAUAAUAUGAAAUUUCGAUGCGGAAAGGUGGAAAUGUUUUAAUACCAGUUUGCAUGAGCACAUGACGAGUUUUAGAACAUAUACUCUUUACCAAUCUUUUACAGCAACACUUAAAUCUUCCAUCAAAAGUAUAUUCUCAUUUAGAACAAUAUAUUAUUAAUUGCAUAUUAAAAAUUUUAUACAGUCAAAGAAUAUUAUAUCUUUACUCAUUUAGCGAUCUGACUCAAAGUUUUAAACAUCUCGGAGUACAAUUAUUGUAUAAAAUUUUCAAAAAGAGCGAAUUUUGUUAAGGGCAGAAACAUUAUCACUUUUUAUUUAUUCCGUCAUACCUUAGGGGAAAAAAAUAAAAUUUCACCAUUCCUCAGUGAAAGUUUUAAUUAUAAACAUCUGCUUCAUUUUGAAUGAAUUUUUUUCAUGUAGAAAUAACAAAACCUUUAUGUGUAUUCAAAAGUAUCAUGUUGGUCGUAAAAUGAAUGAUGUAAUAGACAUUAACUAAAGGGAGACCUGGAGCGCCUGUGAUAAAUUACAGACAUCAAUAUAUACCGGAUUCAUGCGAUUUAAAUAAUAAAUAUCUUUAAUGUUUAUAUUUUGUAACCAUGGUAAUGCUAGCCCUAACCUUUAGUCAGUAUACGUACUAAACAUAUCAUACAUUAAAUGCAUGCGGACAUGCAAUAAUGUGCCUGUUUAGCCGUGCGUUCAGAUUGAUAAUCACUUUCGGACAUGCGCAGAAGACCGCUUCAGGUCUGUAAUGAGCAAUAUCGUAUAUCGAAAAGUAACUCGAUUUUGUGAACAUUUUUUUAUUCAUUUUAGCAGAAUAUUGUUUUAAACAUGUGUGGAAUUUCAUAAAGUACUUUCAGAUCCACUAAACAUAUUUCCAACUACCGCGAUUUUUAAGCAUGUAUAGUUUAUCUUGGGUGUCAGUUACACGAAAUAUUGACGAGUCAUACCCCAUUUUAAAUGAAACCAAGAAACAUAGGCCAACGAUACGAGCUGCACCUAAAGCAUGCAGUCAUAUCCGACAAAGAACAGCUAUUUUAGGUGUAAAUUCUCCGUAUGGCAUCUUAGUGAAUAUUUUGUUAGGUCGUUUAAUAAGGUUAUUUGAUAUCUGUACUUUAUAUCUAGUUAUUAGGCUAUAUAUUUGUAGAGAGCCUUUUUAGGCUAAUUUACUAAGAUCAUAUUUCGUUUCCCAAAGUGUAGAUACUAUAGAUAAUCUUAUAUAUUCUGUAAAAUUGCAUGUUGGUUAAAUGUGGUGUUUAAUGUAAAUUUGUCAAAUUUUAGAAUAUCUCUUAUAAUUCUAAAGUGAAUGACCAUAUACAUUGUUUUAUGCUGUUUUGAACUGUAUACUAAACAUCGUGUUCUUUUGUUGUUUCAAUUUUAAUUAUUUGUAUAUAUUUAUGUAUGUGACACAAAUAAACUAUAAACUCUG
Molecule: messenger RNA, 2612 nt
Organism: Mercenaria mercenaria
Lineage: Eukaryota; Metazoa; Mollusca; Bivalvia; Venerida; Veneridae
Product: heavy metal-binding protein HIP-like
Exons: 2
Coding region: 92-703 (203 amino acids)
Molecular function (GO): protein binding
Source: RefSeq, a predicted model, not a curated record